AUGGACGUUCUCAAAGCGGUUCAGACGUAUAUCACGAAGAUGAUAACGGAAGUACCAGGUAUGAAGGUACUGCUGUUGGAUGCUCAUACGACACCGAUAGUAUCAAUGGUCACCACUCAAUCAGAAUUAUUAGCCCAUGAAGUCUACCUGACAGAUAGGAUAGACAACACAAAUCGAGAACCACUGAAUCACCUAUCAUGUAUAGCCUUUCUCUCGCCUAAUGAAGCUAGUAUCGAAGCUGUGAAGAAUGAGUUGAGCAAACCUAGAUAUGGUGGUUAUUGGCUUUACUUCUCAAAUACCUUGACGAAGACACAAAUCGAGCAGAUGGCUUCUGUGGACGAGUUUGAAGUGGUCAAAGAAGUGCAGGAAUACUUUGCAGAUUAUCUGGCUCAAUAUCCAUCUCAUUUCAGUUUGACUCAAGCUGCGCUAAGUUAUGGUGGGGAUGGACCUUCCAACCCACCGAUAUUCCUUCCUCCUCCAUUAUAUCUCCCCCCACCAACCCUCGACACCCACCUGAAAACGAUCCUAUCGGUUCUUUUGUCGCUUAAGAAGAUGCCUGUCGUACGAUAUGAGAAGAUGUCAUUGGCUGGUAAGAAAUUAUCAAUGGAGGUUCAGUCAGCAAUUACAAAUGCUCCAUAUAAGGAUUUAUUCGAUUUUAGAAGUACGAAUGGACCUGCGCCGUUGUUGUUGAUCUUAGACCGAAGAAACGAUCCUGUCACACCACUUCUGUCUCAAUGGACCUAUCAGGCUAUGGUACAUGAAUUACUGGGUAUCAAUAAUGGUAGAGUCAGGAUAGACGGUGAAGAGAAGAUUGAGUUGAGGGACCUUGUUCUGUCUACGUCUUCCGACCCAUUCUACUCCCAAAACCUAUUUGCCAAUUUCGGAGAUCUCGGAGCAUCGAUCUCAUCCUAUGUGACAGAAUACCAACAGCGGAAUUCAACCCUCAACCCUAAUACCAAUGCGGCCAAUUCUUCUAAUCGGAUAGAGACUGUGGCAGACAUGAAAAGGUUCAUAGAGGAAUAUCCAGAGUUCAAAAAGUUGAGUGGGAAUGUAACGAAACAUGUGACGCUGGUUGGGGAACUGAGUAAGAUAGUGGAAAGAGAUGGGUUAUUGGAGAUUAGUGAGGUCGAACAGAGCUUGGCGAGUGUUGAGAGUCAUGCGAGUGAUUUAAGGUCCGUACAAACCCUUAUAUCCUCACCCAAAACUCGACCUGCCAACAAACUCCGUUUAGCUAUCCUGUACGCCUUACGAUACCAGAAACUCAUAGGCAACCAAAUACCCCAAGUGAUAGACAACCUAAUUACCAAUGGGGUCUCAGCGGACAAAGCAAGAUUGGUAUAUGUCAUGUUAAAUUUCGCAGGAGCGGAUAUACGUCAAGAUGAUUUAUUCAUGAAUGAGAAUUUCUUCUCUAGAGGCAAAUCCGCUUUGAAGGGUUUAAAGGGGGUCGAAAAUGUUUAUACGAGACAUGAACCUCAUUUGACUCAGACUUUGGAUCUUUUGUUGAAGAAUCGAUUGAGAGAGGCGAGUUAUCCUUUUGUUGGUGGAGAUGAAGUGGUAAAAACUCAAAGACCUCAAGAUAUCAUAAUAUUCAUGAUUGGUGGGACUACCUACGAGGAAGGUCGAGCGGUCGCUCUGCUCAAUCAGAAACUAGCCAGUGAUGCUGCUGGUGGACCUGGAGGUACUAGAAUACUGUUAGGUGGAAGUAUGGUACAUAAUUCUACUAGUUUCUUAGAGAUGGUAGAGGCAUGCGCUUUGAAUUACCCCGAAAGUAUCUAUGCUCCACCCCUAGGCCAACAAUCCUCUACACUACUUUCCAAUUCCAAUACUCCUAUACCUUCUUCCACUCCCAUCCCAAGCAACAAUUCAAACGGCAACGGCCCUUCCAUAAACCUCCGUGCGGGAGGGUAUGAAUUGUCUGUAGGAGGGGUAGCUGGAUCCGGACUUUACAGGACCAACGAAAGUGCCGGUGCGAACGCUCAAUUUGAUUUACCGAAGAAUUUCGAUGCUGUUGCUGGAGUUGCAGGGGGGAUAAGGGAUGGUGCAGGACGGUUAUGGGGUAAUGUCAGGCAGAGGGUUGAGGAGAGAGUAAGUAGAGGUAAUACACCCCAGGGGAGGUAA
Kwoniella botswanensis is the source of this 2118-nucleotide messenger RNA. RefSeq lists its product as uncharacterized. NCBI's taxonomy places the organism in Eukaryota, Fungi, Basidiomycota, Tremellomycetes, Tremellales, Cryptococcaceae. The record is from RefSeq and is a predicted model, not a curated record. The transcript is spliced from 11 exons. Gene Ontology annotation, biological process: intracellular protein transport; vesicle-mediated transport. Gene Ontology annotation, cellular component: Golgi membrane. Bases 1 to 2118 code for a protein of 705 amino acids.